Cryptococcus amylolentus CBS 6039 is the source of this 2070-nucleotide messenger RNA. RefSeq lists its product as hypothetical. The transcript is spliced from 5 exons. Gene Ontology annotation, cellular component: CCR4-NOT core complex; nucleus; P-body. NCBI's taxonomy places the organism in Eukaryota, Fungi, Basidiomycota, Tremellomycetes, Tremellales, Cryptococcaceae. The coding region runs from base 18 to 2027 and encodes 669 amino acids. The record is from RefSeq and is a predicted model, not a curated record. Gene Ontology annotation, biological process: nuclear-transcribed mRNA poly(A) tail shortening; regulation of DNA-templated transcription.
UCUCAACAUCAUCCAACAUGGCCCUGAGAAAGCUGCAGACAGAGAUCGACAAGACCCUCAAGGCAGUCGCCUCGGGCGUCGAAGUCUUUGAAAGCACAUUCGACAAGCUCAACCACGCUUCCAACUCCACCCAGAAGGACAAGCUCGAGAACGACCUCAAGUCCCAGAUCAAGAAACUGCAGCGCAUGCGUGAUCAGAUCAAGGCAUGGCUCGGCAAUGGCGAUAUCAAGGACAAGACGGCGUUGCUGGAAAAUAGGCGGUUGAUCGAGACGCAGAUGGAGCGGUUCAAGGCGCUGGAAAAGGAGACCAAGAUGAAGGCGUUCUCGAAGGAGGGGCUGAUAGCGCAGAGCAAGCUGGACCCCGCGGAACAGGCGAAGCGGGAUAUGGUGGACUGGAUCGGGGGUGUGACGGAUGAGCUGUCGCAUCAGAUCGAGGCCACCGAGGCGGAGCUUGAAGCGCUGCAGCAGACGAAAAAGAAGAAGAAGGAGGGCGAGAGGCAGGAUGAGCUGGAAGAGCUCAACGAGAGGCGAGAGUGGCAUAUCGGAAGGCUCGAGAUUGUGCAGCGCAUGUUGGAGAAUGGCGGGCUGCAGGUGGGGGAUGUGGAGAGCAUAGAGGAGGAUGUCAAGUACUUUGUUGAGGCCAACAUGGAAGACGAAUUCGACUUUGACAAUGGCAUCUACGACGAGCUCAACCUCCAGGAGGAAGAAGAUUACCUUCACGACUUUGGUGUGCACGAGGAACACGAGGAAGAAGACGAGCCCGAACCGGAACCCGAAGUCGAGCCUUCCCCUCCUCCCAAGACGCCUGCCAAGUCUACCCCCCACCGCCUGUCAAAGUCCGACAAGGACCACGAAGAGCGAGACGAGUUUGCCAGUCCUCACACCAAGAAGACGCCUUCGCGAAAGUCUACCGUCGACAAGGAGAAGAAGGAAAGGGAGAAGAAGGAGGAGCGAGAGAAGAAGGACAGGGAACGGGAAGAGCGCGAGAGGGAGAGGAUUGCAGAGGAGAAGCAUCUCCAGGCCGGUCCCACGCCGUCCAAGCCUGCGCCCUUGCCACCCAUCAGGUAUGCCGCGGCCGCCGCUGCUGCCGUUGGCGGUGCAUCCGCUUCUGCGCCUACCCAAACCACCGCACCCCUCGCGCCUGAAGGCGAUCACGUUGCCUCGCCCCAAGAGACCUCCUCUCUUCCUCCCCCACCGCCACCGGGGCUCGAGACUCGUUCACCCUCCGUGGCUCACCAUACCGACUCUUCCGCUCCUUCCCGAGCACCCAGCGUCAGCGCUGCUUCUGGUAUCUCUGCCACCCCCGCCCAAACGCCCGGUAGCGUCGCCCCGCCACCCGGCUACCCCCAGUCUGCCGAGAGCUCGCAUUCUGCCCAAGCCCAGCUUGCCCAGGCGCAAGCGACCGCACAGUACCAAGCUCAACAAGCUGCCCAGGCCCAAGCCCAGCUCCAAGCUCAACAACAGCAGCAGCAGCAACAAGCCGCUGCCGCCCAAGCUGCCCAACAGGCUCAGCAGGCCCAACAACAGCAAGCUGGCGUUAUGGGCAACUUGAUGCAAAGUUUCGAGGUGGCCAAGGAAAUCUCCAAGAGACGGUCCGACGACGGGGACGAGUUGCAUGCGGCGCUCGAAGCAAGUUACUCGAAUAUCCCUCAACAACAGGAUGCCGAGCCUCCACGCUACUACCACCCCAAGAACCCAAUCAAAACCCCAUCCCACUAUCCCCAAGCCCGUCUCCCCGCUCUGGAAGACAAGUCCAUCUACUCCCGCCUGGAACUCGACCAGCUGUUCUACAUCUUCUACUACAUGACUGGCACGUACGAGCAAUGGCUCGCGGCUAGGGAGCUGAAGAAGCAGAGCUGGAGGUUCCACAAGCAGUACUUGACGUGGUUCCAAAGGGCGCACAACCCCCAGGCGAUUACGAGUGAUUAUGAGCAGGGAGGGUAUUAUUACUUUGAUUGGGAAAAUAGCUGGUGUCAGAGGAGAAAGAGCGAUUUCAGAUUCGAGUACCGAUGGUUAUCAGAUCACUGAUCGUAUAAAUAAACAAGAUUGUGCAUGUAAUAAUUCCGGCCGC